Molecule: messenger RNA, 1187 nt
Organism: Amphimedon queenslandica
Lineage: Eukaryota; Metazoa; Porifera; Demospongiae; Haplosclerida; Niphatidae
Product: interleukin-1 receptor-associated kinase 4-like
Exons: 9
Coding region: 43-1101 (352 amino acids)
Biological process (GO): protein phosphorylation
Molecular function (GO): protein kinase activity; ATP binding
Source: RefSeq, a predicted model, not a curated record
UAUCUAAUUAAUUAUUCAUACCAGGGCUUUUCCCCAGUAAAAAUGAGCAUGUCCUCCACUAACAGAGGCCGUCAACCGGUACACCAAGGAACUGAACGUGGUAACGUUUCUUGCCUGCAUUUCGACUAUGAAGGAGUCAAAGUAGCUACAAAAGGAUUUAAUAAGAGCAAUAAAUUGGGUGAAGGUGGGUUUGGUCCUGUAUUUAGAGGAGAACUACUUUCUACUGAUGUAGCUAUUAAAGUACUGCGUAGGACAAAACCAGGCGAUAAAGGAGCAUCUGAUUUAGCCGAUGAGCAGUUUGAUGCUGAAAUCCAAAUACUUUCAAAGUUUCGUCAUCCAAAUCUUGUGACAUUACUUGGUUAUUCAAAUGAUCCUGGUUUACCAAGGUGUCUCAUUUAUGAGUUUAUGGUCAAUGGAACGUUAGAAGAUGCACUGGAUUUUGGAGUUGACAGGAGUAAAGUAGAAGGAUCAGAAACUAUUGGUCUACCAUGGAUGGUUAGAAUAUCAAUAGCAAUCGAUACAGCAAGAGGUCUAAGGUAUCUUCAUGAAGCUAUUAAAGAAUCACCAUUAGUUCACAGAGACAUAAAAAGUGCUAAUGUUCUAUUGGAUUUAUCGUUCCGUGCAAAAGUUGGAGACUUUGGUCUAGUGAGAGCUAUAGGCCAUCAGCCUGCAAGUCAUGGCAUUCGUCAAAGUCAAACCGCUAGAAUAGUUGGAACAUCAGGUUAUAUUGCACCUGAAUACUACAGAGGAGUCAUCACUACUAAACUGGAUACUUAUGCUUUUGGAGUAGUAUUACUAGAAAUACUAACUGGUUUACCAAGUUAUGAUCCUAAAAGAAAUCAAGAGUAUUCAGAUUUGGUUACUUUCAUUGAAACGAUGACAAGAAGAAAAGACUUUCUUCUGGUACAAUAUGUGGAUGGUCUUGCUGGCGAUUGGCCUAGCCGCUCUUUCUUUAAAUUAUUCAGCAUUGCCCAAAGGUGCCUGACAGAAAGUCAUUUUGACAGACCUGGAAUGAAUGAGAUUUAUGUUCUACUGGAGGAGCUGUCUUUAUUAAGUGGUCAGUUAUUUGCAGAAGAAAACAAAACAAAAAAGAAAACCUAAUUUUUAAUUAUAUUAAUUUUAUGUCUGAUAUUACAUUACCAUUCCUGUUUGUUGGCAACAGAGACACUAACUUCAUUCAUGCUUCA